Molecule: messenger RNA, 1817 nt
Organism: Verruconis gallopava
Lineage: Eukaryota; Fungi; Ascomycota; Dothideomycetes; Venturiales; Sympoventuriaceae
Exons: 3
Coding region: 132-1277 (381 amino acids)
Source: RefSeq, a predicted model, not a curated record
ACAACACUUGGCCGGAGGAAUCAUUAGCUCAAUGAAUGCCAAAUGAUUGGAACUAUACUUGUAACAGCGAACCUCCAUCUACUGCGCGCCGCAGAAACCUUCCCUUCGCAAGAAAAGCAAAGUCAUAAUCCAUGGCUGCAAUGAGAAACGAAUCAACAGCGCCCGGCAUGGCAAAUGGUGCUCAAAUUCCGCUGAAUGAUUUCAACCUCCCACAGCUUCCGACUGAGGCCGGCGGCCUCAUAGCUCUGACACUAACGUCGGUAAUCAGUGUGGAGCAGUACGGCAAUGUGCUGCAGCAACCGUGGAAAGUGACUCAUCUACCGCCUUCAAUACAGUCUCUCACGCUGGAAUCUUUUACGAGAGGCUAUCCGACAGGAUUUUUGAGGGCUCUGAUUGCGGAGUUGCCCGAGUUGAGAUCUUUGAUUGUGUACGGUCAGUCGUUCACAGGAGCUUCUGAAGAAACGGAAGAAGACGCUGUGACCUUUAUCAAAGGUGCCAGAAAACUGAGAGCGUUGCACCUGCUGGAUACCUUCAUCACCGCUUCGUUUGUGAAGACGAUUGCACCUGUCGUAAAAAGUCUAGAAAAACCUUUGAUGUUUUUGGAAAUCAACUACACAUAUGGCAGAGGUAAUAACAAACUAACUGAGAGCGUACCUGCUGGUGAACUGUCUUCGCUUAUUCAUCAUGGCUUAAUCAGUUGCACAUUCAAUAUUGCACCACCCGAGAAUGCCAACAACGGUGUUGAUAUAGAGCCGCUAGACGAUGGUGUUCAAACGAUCGACAGUUCAUUCUCCGAAUUUCUCAUAACCAGCUUGGUUGGGGAAGACUCAGCACCAAGGUUCUUGAAAAACCUCAACAUCACUCUUUACACAAUCUGUAUCGAACAGUUCCGGUCACUCAUUGUUAAACAUGAAGGGCUCAUGGCGCUAAGCGCUAGUAUAAGCGUGAGUAACGUCGGAACGUGGAAGGGUAAGGUUUUCGAUGCAAUUGCAGAGGGCAGGAACCUGGAACAAGUCGAAAUCGUUCUUUGUCCCACGCACCAAGUUGGAGAGUUGGACGUCAGUUUAGACGAACAAAGAUUGGCGGAACUCUCAAAAGCAUGCAAGAAGUUGAAAACUUUCAAAAUCAAUCAGAGACGAUGCAUCAAAACCAAAUCGUCUCUCGAAUGUUCCGUUAUCGCUGGAAGCUGGAAGAUUGACCUGAAGCUACCAGAAGUUAGGUCUGAAGCAGCAAGAACCAAAAAACUGACAAAGGAGAUUUGGAGCCCGUGGACUUGAGCGUUGAAAAUCGAGUCAGUGACAAUCAGGGAUGUGUGCAACGUGGAGAUUUUCACAAAUGAAAAUAAAGAGAGAUAGGAUUGGGCCAAUUGACAGUCAAGCCAUUCUAUUAAGACUCCUGCUCAAAAUGUCUUGGGUAGUACCUUGCAAGAGGUGUGCAGAGUUAUGGUUCGCGAUAUGAUACUUGUUGGACGCCAGCAAACGAGCAUCAGCAACGAAGAGGCAACAGUCGCCUAGAUUCUUACAUCGUGCACGACAAACUCUUUUGUCCGAACGCCGGAAGUACGACAAGACGCGUUAUUCUGCAUCAGCAGCUGCCUUCUUGGCUGCCUUUUUGCUUGCCUUGCUCACUGGCUCGCCCGUCUUCUUCUGAUGUACGAUGAAUCUGGUAUCUAGGCACUUGUCAGACAGUUACGCUAGCAGAAAUAAAUGGGCGAACUUACAGCAUUCCUCCUUGUCCCACUCGAAUCCAGCGAGAUAGGGAGCAUCAAGCUCGUCAUCGGCCUGUCGAGAUCAUGAGCGAGAUUACCACAACUGGAU